GCUUUUUUUUUUUAAAAAAAAAAAAAAAAAAAAACUAAACAAAACGAAUCCAUUUCGUAAGGAGAAGUAAGCUGUCCGACACAUUAUGGCUCACAAAAACAAUGUCGAAAUUGAAAAUGAAAUAAAUCAACAUGAAGAAACACAUCGAUUAAUGACAGAUCAUUAUCCGCAUUAUUAUGGUUCAGUGAUAAGCCCUAUUACGUCUUCCUCCCCUCAAGGGCUACCUUAUGAAGAUAUUUAUUCAGAAGAAAGUAGUGAAGAAUUUAUAUCUUCAGUAAAUUUAGUGAAUAGAAAAAAGAAGCGACUUCAAAAACAUCAUAGAUCAUCUAAACCAAAACUAGUGAAAAAGCUAUCUUAUAUUGUAGGUAGCGCACGUCAGUCUGAAGAGGAAAGUGAAUUGGGAGAUAUCAUAGAUAUGCCUUCAAAUGACCUUAUUAUACCCGAAUUAGAUCCAAAUGCCGAUGAAGUGAAAAAUUACAUAAUUCCUUCUAAGAGUAAUUGGUUAUCUUCAAAGAAGCAUAGAGUAAACCUGAGUAACAUUAGAGAGAAUUAUAGAAAUGCACGUAUUCGUGAAAGGUAGAUAAUAAAAUAUGCAUUUUUUGGAAGAAAGAAAAAGAGAGCGAGGGGGCUUACAUUGGAUAUAAUAGAAAUGGCAGACUACCAUUAACUGGUAU
Molecule: messenger RNA, 674 nt
Organism: Cokeromyces recurvatus
Lineage: Eukaryota; Fungi; Mucoromycota; Mucoromycetes; Mucorales; Mucoraceae
Exons: 2
Coding region: 86-580 (164 amino acids)
Source: RefSeq, a predicted model, not a curated record